This is a messenger RNA of Exophiala dermatitidis NIH/UT8656, 4022 nucleotides long. RefSeq names its product prenylcysteine oxidase. Bases 79 to 2004 code for a protein of 641 amino acids. Gene Ontology annotation, molecular function: prenylcysteine oxidase activity. Gene Ontology annotation, biological process: prenylated protein catabolic process; prenylcysteine catabolic process. NCBI's taxonomy places the organism in Eukaryota, Fungi, Ascomycota, Eurotiomycetes, Chaetothyriales, Herpotrichiellaceae. The record is from RefSeq and is a predicted model, not a curated record. The transcript has a single exon.
CGACACUCACAACAAAUAACUUCCUGAUAAAGAAAUGUAGUCGAAACAACUGUUGCCCUUGAGGCAAUCGAUCUCAACAUGCUGGGAGGGUCUGUUCCCAGCCGGGCCAUUCUUCUCCUUCUCCUAUUCCUCGCCCACGUAGUCACCACAGCCGCAGAUCAGUCCCAGGCUCGUCUCCAUGAUGACUCUGGCUCGCAGGCAAGAACACACCGUGCAGCCAUUAUCGGCGCCGGCCCUGGUGGUUCCGCGGCCUCGUACUAUCUAGACCGUUUCUCCAGCCAGUCGGACUCUGAGGUAGCCUUGGACAUCACUGUGUUCGAAGCCAAUCGGCGAAUCGGCGGGCGAACCACGACGGUCGAUGCCCUGGACGACCCUCGCUACCCGACCGAGCUGGGCGCCAGCAUCUUCGUCAAGAUUAACCACAUCCUCUACAAUGCGACGCGGGACUUUGGGCUUGCACCUUGCACUAAGGUCUACGAUGCUGAACCAGAGUCAAAGUACGAGCUGGGCAUAUGGGACGGAAGGCAAUUUGUAUUCAGAACCGCCGCCGAAGGUGAUGAUGGUGGCGACAACAACAAAGGCAGUUCCAGUUCAUGGCGCGGAUGGUGGGACGUCGCAAAGCUACUUUGGAAAUACGGAUUGAGUCCCAUUCGGACACGACGAGCAACCAAUGCUGCUCUGGGCACGUUUCUCAAAUUCUACGACCAGCCUCUCUUUCCGUUCCAGUCGUUGCAGGAGGCGGUCGACCAAACCGGGCUGGAUGACUAUACAGUAGUCUCGGGCAGAGAAGUGCUCCGCCAUGCCGGGGUUAGCGACUUGUUCAGCAGAGAAAUAGUGCAAGCCAGCACGAGGGUCAACUACGCCUCGAACCUCGGAGGCAUCCACGGUCUAGAGACGCUGGUUUGCAUGGCCAUUGAAGGAGCCAUGGCCAUCGAGGGCGGGAACUGGCAGAUUUUCCACGAGAUGGUCAAACGCUCCGCCUCCCGUGUGCUGUUGAACACGACCGUCACGGAUAUAGUACUAAAUCCGCAUACAGAGACGUACCGUGUCCGAACCGACAACCCGGACAUCGACGCUCAGUUCAACGCGGAGGAAUAUGACAGCGUGAUCCUCGCGGCGCCAUAUCAAUUCGCAGACAUCUCAUUCACACCGCCGCUCGUUGAUCCGCCCGCCAAGGUCGACUAUGUCUCGCUGUACGUGACGCUGCUGACGUCUCCGCAUCGACUAUCCCCCUCUUUCUUUGGUCUUGAAUCACAGGCCGAUGUACCUGCUUCGGUGCUGACGACUCUGCCUGAGGAUUUGAACGACGUCCUCGGAUCUCGCAGGGGCGUUGACGCCGUUGGUCCCUCUGGAUUCUGGUCGAUCAGCACCUUGCGCGUCCUGCAUCCCGACACUGACGGGGUGUUCUUUGGGCCGACAGCGACGGCACUGAAAAAUGGCAGUAGCGAGGUCGACUCCGAACCACCCAUUUCUGAAUCACAGCCGCAGUAUCUGUACAAGAUUUUCUCCCCUGCUCCUUUGACCGGCUCAUUCGUCUCGUCCCUACUAGGGAUUCCAUACAAGUCUCGUUCCGACUCUCCCUCAUCCCAGGACCUUAACGACGACCCAGUAGGUGCUCUCCCCAAGGAACACAUCACCUGGCUACACGAGAAGCACUGGCACAGUUACCCGUACGAGAUACCUAGGCACACAUUUGACAACUUCACUCUACAUAUGAGUGAACCGGAACCAUUCGCAGCUCAAAACAUGGCAAACAAGAGUGCGGCGGCUCAUAGAGACACCGUCAUAGUUGACGACCAGACCACCACUUGCGCAGAGCAAUGCUACGGCAAGACCUGUCCAGAUUCUGGGAUAUACUACCUUUCCAGCAUGGAGAGUUUCAUUUCCACCAUGGAAACGAGCGCCCUUGCUGGCAUGAACGUUGCGCGCCUGCUUGUCGACACCCUCGAGCGGUGUCGAGAAAACGAGGUGUUUGCGCUGCACAUGCACAUGUUGUACCCUUAGUAACCAUUCAUGCAAUACGAGCACGAGCACAUCUGACAUGUAUAUAUAUCCAUAUUAUAUGCCCCGAACUGUGCUUCGCCCAUUACCGUUUUCGUUCAGGAAAGGGAGCGAGGCCGCUCUAAUCGCGCACGUGACGGAGCAUCGAAGGGCGCCUGGUCGAGCACGGGAGCGCGUGAGCCACGGCAGACCCGGGCGGAGAGCGCCCGAGCACUGGGCGAGCCACAGGGAGCGCUGCCUGAUGCCCGUGCCUGAUGCCCAUUCACUGAAGCCAGUUCGGAUUCAGAGCUCCCCUUCGGGGCUCGACUAUAGUUGCACAGCGCGGGAAUCACUCAGCUUAGCCCCCAUGUUCCUUGCUUUUGGUGCUGCACAUCUUCGGAAGGGCCAUCUUCCGGGACAUGUUGCCAAUCGACACAUUUGUCAUGCUUGAAACCUUUGCAACGAGGGAUCGAACAAGUUCCUCCAUAAGUUUGGACACACAAUCCAUAUGUCGUAAAGUUGAGCAACAACCCCUAUUUGUCUUUACUACCGAGGGCGCGUGGCUCGCCCAGAUUCAGAAAGGAUAAAGGUCCCACGGGUGCCACGGGCGCUUUAGUUCGUUGCGAAGACCUGUCAUCUUGGUACGUUUCGGGAUCUUUUAUUAAGCUAUACAUUCUAGCAAGGUAUUUGAAUCACUGAUUCUAUCAAAACAUACAUGGCACGCGGCAUCCUGCGCGUAGCACGAAGAUAGGAAUAUCCCAAUCCCAAACCUCACUCUUCUGCAGGCGUGCGACGUCGCGGUCAACGACUCGGCUGCGAUCCGCGACCAACACGAGAAGUCUUGUUCGGUUUACAACAGACCAACCGUCCGUUGCUUCAUUGUGCGGACAUCCACAUCUUGCCAGAGCCCGACGCUCACAAGGGUGAUGGUGUAGAGACUGGUGGCGGCGAUGAGCAUGUAUCGCUGAGUCUCGGCGUAGCUCCUGUUGAUGGCGUCUCUGGUCGGGCUGCCCAGAGGAUAGCUGGCUUGGACGGUCAUGUCGCCGUAGAUGUUGGCGAAAUUUCCUUGCGCGCUGGCCGGGAGAUACUUGAGCAGUUUCUUCGGGAAGAUGCCGGUCCACAUGGCUCCUGCGAUGGUCGAACCGACAGCGGAGCCAAUGGCGAUAACCAUGCUCUCGCAGGCCAAGAGGGCGGGGAAGUCGCGCUGCUUGGACACGGCCAUCAGCGUCGUCUGCUCAGAGGUUACCAACACACCGCCACCGAAGGCGACGAAGAUCUGACACAUAACGAUAUAUCCGAUGUUGACGUCGGGUUGGCGGAACUUGAUCAUCAAACCGACACCGAGGAUGGUCAGUGGGACACCCCAGAAGAGAGAGUAAAGUUUCAGACGGCCGCUCAUGUAGCGCAGGCAAACUCCGUAGACCAGACAAAUGAAGCAGCUGCCCAUGGUGUAAAUGUUGCUGAUGUAGGUUGCAUGAACGACGGUUUGGUUGAAGAGGACGAUGAGGAGCGAAUAGAAGUAGUUGUCCCAGAUAUACCAAGCAGUGUACAGGGAAGCCGCCAUGGUGUAGGUGAAGAUGACCGUACGAUUCUUUAGCAGCUCCCAAGGGACAAAGGUGAUGGGAGCGAGUUUGGCUUCCCAGACGCCGAAGGCGAUGACGAGCAAGCCGCCAAAGAUGAGGAAGCAGAUGAUCAGGGGAGAUCGCCAAGUAUCCGGUUGGUAGGAAUAGAUGUUGAAGGCCAAGAGGAAGAGCGCCAGACCGGUGGCGAGGAUGAGGAGACCGAUGACAUCGAACUCCUUGAGGUAGUGGCGGGUCUUCUGAGCCAGAGUCAUGUUCGCUGUGGCCCGUGGAGGGAUGAGGCCAGCCUUGCGCGCCUUUUCCUGCGCAAUCCAGUGCAUGAUUCCGAAGGGAGCCAUGACGAUGGGGACGAUGAUGCAGAAGAUACCGAAGCCCCAGUGAUAACCCAUGCCGUUGAUCACGCUAUCGGCCGCAUAUCCGUAGACCCAAGUGGUGAUGAGGAAUGGCGAAGAAGAAUAGCCG